GCCAGGGGUGAUAGCUUACAUAGAGCGGAUAGACCGUCUCAUCUUGCAGUAAUGCUGCGGGCUAUCCCGUUAACAUCAUCCCGAGGCACAUGCAACGCCCGUUCGGCAGCGCUCUAUGGUGUCACUGAUCAUGAAGAUGAUGAAACUAUCUUGAAGCUUCAGCAGGAAUGGGUCCGUGUAUUGCCAGAGUUCAACCCAGGUGCUCAUGCUCGAGUGUGGAUGUGUCUCAUACUGGGAUUGACGGUGUAUGAAUGUUUGUAGAUCCAGCUGCGUUGGAUAAACCGGGCGUUGCUUCCCCUCCGACGAAUGUUAGCAUCUUCGAUCAGUGGAGAUUGGUUCAUACGUGGCUUCUCCCUCCAAUAUUU
Molecule: messenger RNA, 365 nt
Organism: Cantharellus anzutake
Lineage: Eukaryota; Fungi; Basidiomycota; Agaricomycetes; Cantharellales; Hydnaceae
Exons: 1
Coding region: 52-261 (69 amino acids)
Source: RefSeq, a predicted model, not a curated record